CACACAAAAGUAAAGGAUGCCAUAAUCCAAUUACAGAAUCUAAUUCCAUCUUAACCUACAUGCAAUGUUCCUUAUUUCUAUAUAAAUCUUUUUGUUCAAUCUCACAAUCUGUUCAAUACAUUAAAAACAAACUUGCUCCUUUAUUGAAGGCCUUUGCAGAAGAAAAGAAACAUUUGUUACUAAUUUUCUCCUCACAAGUCAGAAUGACCAAUUUGGUAGAAGUAAAGGUUGGUUUGCACUGUGAUGAAUGUAUCAAGAAAAUUCUCAAGGCCAUCAAGAAGAUUGAAGAUAUUGAAACUUAUAAUGUGGAUAAGCAGCUAAACAAGGUCAUUGUUACCGGUAAUGUGACCACAGAAGAAGUGAUUAGAGUUCUUCAAAAGAAUGGCAAGAAUGCAACACCUUGGGAACAAGAUCUUCAACCUCAACCCAAUUGCUGAAUUCACAAUCAAUUCUCUUACUAUUAUUAUUAUUAUUACAAGUUUUCUUUCCCCAUAGAAACAUAAUAUAUAAACUAUUCAUGAUCAUCUAUCUAUAUGAAUUUGUAAAACCUACCCAAGUUUUGUAAUUCUUGUGACCUUUAUUAUAUUGUCAUAUAUUUUAUUUUAGAGUAAAGUACUAUUUUAGUCUUAAA
Messenger RNA from Arachis duranensis, 631 nucleotides. Its product is annotated as heavy metal-associated isoprenylated plant protein 33. The record is from RefSeq and is a predicted model, not a curated record. Bases 60 to 437 code for a protein of 125 amino acids. Lineage: Eukaryota; Viridiplantae; Streptophyta; Magnoliopsida; Fabales; Fabaceae. The transcript is spliced from 3 exons. Gene Ontology annotation, molecular function: metal ion binding.